AAACCGAAAGUAUGCAGCGGGGGUUAAACUUUCGCUUUCUGUUACGCAACAAGCGCGCAGUGGGGGACUUCACUUUACUUUGUGCGUCGACUUUCUAAUAUUAUCAUCUUUCAUCUGAGUCUCCAUUGGGAUGCAAUUCUGGUAGCAAAUUCGCUGGAGCGAGCUGGACCCGGAAACCUUUGAGAGGCCCCCGCCGAGUGUCAUGAAGAUGGACGAAGGGCCCAAGACGUACUUGAAAGAGUGGCUCAUAGCUCAGGUGGAGAGCGGCGCCUAUGAGGGUUUGUGCUGGGAGGACCGGGACAAAACCAUGUUCAGGAUUCCAUGGAAGCACGCGGCCAAGAAGGACUACAAGCAGACCGAUGAUGCUGCUCUAUUCAAGGCCUGGACCUUGCACAAGGGCAAAUACAGGGAAGGGCAGGAAAAGGACACCCCCACGGUGUGGAAGACCCGUUUGCGGUGCGCACUGAACAAGAGCACAGACUUCGAAGUGGUCCCUGAACGCAGCCAACUGGACAUCUCUGAGCCUUAUAAAGUUUAUCGCAUCCGGCGAAUCAUUACAAGGGCCUCCCACAUUGAGUCUCCACAGAUAAAGACGCACAUGAUAAACCAAGUUAAGGCAUCACCAAGGAGGACUGGUUUCAAAGAAGGGCAGAAGGAAUCAAUUCAUGCUUGCGAAGAAGAACCAGAAGAAGAACAAAAAGAAGAACAAAAAGAACCAAAUAAGAGUUUCACUGUUAAAACUACAACUGGCCAUACAAAACCACAAAAAGAUGAUUUGGAGAUGGAACGUAUGGAUUCUGAGGUGACUGGGAAAACAAGUCCCUCUCAGCAUUUUGCAUUAUCAAGGUUCUGCACCUCUUUCCAGACUAUAAAAGAUUUUCGAAUGCAGGUGGAAAUGUUGUACAAAGGCCAACGGGUGGUGAACUGUACCACUAAGAGUCCAGAGGGGUGCUUCAUCCUGCAGGGUGGUAUCCCUUUCGGAAGUGAGCGUAUAUACGGGCCCUGCACCACGCAACAGCUCUCUUUCCCUUCCCCAAACGGCAUGCACAUGCCCUCAUGCGUAGCGGAAACUAUAAACCGACUUCUCUGCCAUCUGGAAAAGGGUGUACUCUUAUGGGUCGCCCCCGACGGGCUUUUCAUCAAGCGGUUCUGCCAGGGCAGAGUGUACUGGAGUGGGCCCAUGGCCCCGCACACUGACAGACCAAACAAAUUGGAGCGGGGGAAGACCGUCAAAUUGCUCAAUACAUCAACAUUUCUCAAUGAUCUUCAGAGCUGUUUACAAGGAAAGGGAACAACACCCAAUUAUAGAAUUGAACUCUGCUUUGGAGAGGAGUACCCAGACCCAAACACCCCUAAAAGCCAGAAGCUCAUCAUGGUACAGGUGCUGCCCAUGUUCGCAGUGGAUCAGCUGCAAAAGUUGAACCUGGACGAGAUGAAGGAAAAGAAUGCCGGUCCUGUGACAGAUCAAGGGAAGGAAUUUCAAAAAGUCAGUUGUCCUGCAGGGGGGGAGAACAUAACCCACUCAAAGCCAGUUCAGGAUGUUACCCUCCCUCAUGCCAGCAGUGAAGUGGGACAGGCACCAGCACACCGGUGACCCUUGCGAGGAUAAGCAGUACAGAAGAUAUAGAAUGCAUGUCGAAAAUGGUGUGUUGAACCCGUUGGCCUUUUUUAUAAUUUUUAAUUCAAAUGCAGUCACAGAUGCUAAAUUGAACUACACAUUGUAAAUUUGUCACUUCAAAAUCAAAAUGUGUGUGGAAUAGUGAAAUUAAUUCAGUGCUAUGAGGUGACUAGCCUUCCAAACAAAUCCACUGUGUGGCUAUUUGUAAGCAUGUGUCUUUGAAGGUCAAGUGUCAUGAAAUGAUGUGAUUUUAUGAAUGACAAAAAUGACAGCUGACAUGGACCCAUGCUUUUUUUUUUUUUUUUCUACCACAAAAUGGCUUAUUGGAACUCCCGCCAUGAAAAUCCUCUCUCGGGAUUUGUUUUCGACAAGAAGCAGGAAGUGACGUUGGCAUGCGGCUGAGUGUGCCAUUGCCGGCGUCCGCGAUGAACAACACUGCGCACUCAGGCGCAAGCGACGACAACACCGUAAAGCAGUUCAACUCGGCGCCGCGAUGAGCCACCUCGGUGCCACCCCGGCUGAAGCCGUGAUCGGCUUGUCACACCCAGGCCACGGCGUUGUCAUUGCUCGUGGCUCAGUACGCUACACACUGUCAUACUGUCGGGGAGUCUGUUGUUAGUUAGAAGUGAUCCGCAUAUCAUCUAAACAUGGCUCGAAACAAUAGGGUAAUAUUGCCCCGGACACUUCACUCGGUGGUGAGAUGUUCUCUUCUUCGAAAAGAGCUUUCGUGUCUGAAGGGGCGUGUCCCAUAAUAGCGGCCACAGCGUGUUUUCAAUGGCGAAUGUCCAGGGUGACAUCACGGGCAGGAGAUGCAGCCAAUAUGGCGACCACUUGGAUGUCGAAUGACACUUCCGCAACAUUGCGCAUGGAUGACGCGCUCUCCGCUCAUAUUUAGUUUUUUCAUAUGGACAUUGAAGUGAAUAAUGUAUCUAUUUUAGAAUGUUUAUAGUGAUGACGCUUGACCUUUAAAGUGAAUGUUAAUUUUUUUUUCUUAUGAACAUACCAAAACAAUUCUAAAUCUGUAAAAUUAGAGGUCAACAAAUUGUGUUUGACUAUGGGAGUCUUCGGUACUACGUAGUUUUUGUUUUGGCUUUCAGUCAGACCACAUGCUGUAUUUUGUCUAACUUUGAACGAGUACUAUGAAUAAAUCACAAGUGAUAAUUAUAUCUA
Syngnathoides biaculeatus (alligator pipefish) is the source of this 2788-nucleotide messenger RNA. It is a transcript of the gene irf10, whose product is annotated as interferon regulatory factor 10. Gene Ontology annotation, molecular function: RNA polymerase II cis-regulatory region sequence-specific DNA binding; DNA-binding transcription factor activity, RNA polymerase II-specific; protein binding. Lineage: Eukaryota; Metazoa; Chordata; Actinopteri; Syngnathiformes; Syngnathidae. The coding region runs from base 203 to 1594 and encodes 463 amino acids. The record is from RefSeq and is a predicted model, not a curated record. Gene Ontology annotation, cellular component: nucleus. The transcript is spliced from 9 exons. Gene Ontology annotation, biological process: immune system process; regulation of transcription by RNA polymerase II.